AUGCGCUUCAACAAAGCCGUUGCCGGCGCUCUCGUUGCCGGCGCCGGUCUUGCCCACGCCCAGGACGAGUUCUGCAGUGAACGCUCCACCCUCGUGGUCACCGAGUAUGUGACUCUGCCCGGUCCCGUCGCCUCGACGCCCUCGCCCGUCGCCUCGUCGAGCGUUGAUGGCUCGGUCCCCGACGAGACCACCUCGGUCCAGGUCGUCACCAUCAAGCCGGUCCCUGCCACCUCUACCCCGGCCCCUCCCAUGACCACCUCGACCGUUUACUCGACUACCUCGAGCGUCAACACCAACGGCGAGGUCGUUUACCAGACCAUCAGCCAAUACACCACGGUCUGCCCCGUGAGCGAGACUGCCGUCUCAGGCGUCCCUGACGAGUCGACGAGCACGAUCCACUCCACUUCUACCACCGAGAAGUUCGUGACCAUCAGCGUGCCCUGCACCGAGUGCUCUGCCACCUCCACCCAGUGGACUACUUCCACCCUCUACACCACCUCGGCCUCCAUCGAUUCGACCGGCGGCACCGUCAUCGUGACCGUGCCCCACACCACCACGGUUUGCCCCGUGACGGCCACUGAGUCCAGCCUGCCGACCAUCUCGUCGACCAGCAAGUGCACCAAGACCCGCACUGUCACCGUCGACCCCGAGCCGGUUACCGUCACCGUGACCCCGUCGGCUCCUGCCACCAGCUCGGUCGAUGGUAACGAUGUCGGCGUUGCCGAGUACACCCCGAGCAGCUACUCGCUGUCCUCGGCCGUUGAGACUUCGGCCCCGGCCCCUACCCCGGAGGUCGUUACCGUUUACACGACCUCCCACAUCGUCUCUACCGCUGUGAAGACGAGCACCGAGGUCGACUCCGUCGGCAGCUCCACGGAGCGCGUUGUCACUGAGGUCGUCACCAUUGGCACCACCGUCUGCCCUGUCACGGCUACCCAGACUCCUGCCGGUACCCCCUCUGUCGCCUCUGUCGCCGUUGACACCCCCGUCUACACUCCUGCCCCGGAGGUUACCCAGUACACGACCUCUCACAUCGUCUCCACCGCUGUGAAGACCAGCACCUCUGUUGAUGUUGACGGAAGCUCCAAGGAGCACGUCGUCACCGAGGUCGUUACCAUUGGCACCACUGUCUGCCCGGUUACCGCUACCCAGACCCCGGCUGGCACUCCUUCCGUCGCUGUUGACACCCCUGUCUACACUCCUGUCUCUGCCUCCACCCCCUACGGUGCUGAUGUUCAGGGUGCCGCCGUCCCCUCGUCGAGCUCGGCCUUGUUCGCUGUUGACACCCCUAUCUACACCCCUGUCGCCCCGUCGUUCGCCGUCGACACCCCCAUCUACACCCCCGUCGGUACCCCUUCGGUUGCUGUUGACGUCCCCGUCUACACCCCGGCUCCCGCCUCUGAUGCCGGUGUCGAGGGCGCCAACGCCACCCCCUCGUUCGCCGUUGACACUCCCAUCUACACCCCUGUGGAUGUGCCUUCCGUCGCCGUUGACACUCCUGUCUACACCCCGGCCCCGGUUGCUUCGACUCCCGCCACUGAUGCCGGUGUCGAGGGUGCCAAUGCUGUGAGCACUCCCUCGGUUGCGGUUGACGUCCCCGUCUACACCCCUGCCAGCACCCCGAUCACCUGGGCCCAGACCACCUUCGCCACUUCGGCCGCUGCUUCGACUCCCAGCUCUAGCUCCAGCUCCGGUCUCCUGACCACUGUCGGCAGCACCGUCUCCACCCUGAGCGAGACCCUUACUGGUGAGGCCACCUACUACAGCGGUAACAUUGCCUCGGGUACCUGCAGCUUCUCCGGCUACACCCUGCCCUCUGACAUCUUCGGUACCGCUCUGUCUCUCACCAACUGGGACACCGCCAGCAACUGCGGUGCUUGCGUCAACGUCAAGGGUUCCUCUGGCAAGACCAUCAAGGCCAUGAUCGUCGACAAGUGCGCGGACUGCUCUGACAACUCCCUGGACCUCUUCCAGGAUGCUUUCAGCUCGCUGGAUGCCCUCGCCACCGGUGUCCUCGACAUUACCUGGGAGAUCGUCGAGUGCGGUAUUGAGACCGCUCUGGAGCUCGUCAACAAGGACGGUGUCUCGGCCAACUGGUUCAGCAUGCAGGUCGUCAACAGCAACCUGCCCGUCAGCGCUCUGCACGUCUCGGUCGACGGUGGCUCCACCUGGACCGAGACCACCCGUACCGACUACAACUUCUUCGAGUACGAGCAGGGCUUCGCCACCGACCUUGUCGACAUCAAGGUCACCUCGUCGACCGGCAAGGAGGUCAUCACCAAGAACGUCACCGUCGCCUCGUCCCAGUCGCACACUUGCGAGUCCAACUUCUAA
Lasiodiplodia theobromae is the source of this 2334-nucleotide messenger RNA. RefSeq names its product Expansin-like protein 1. Lineage: Eukaryota; Fungi; Ascomycota; Dothideomycetes; Botryosphaeriales; Botryosphaeriaceae. Bases 1 to 2334 code for a protein of 777 amino acids. The record is from RefSeq and is a predicted model, not a curated record. The transcript has 3 exons.